Molecule: messenger RNA, 5157 nt
Organism: Melanotaenia boesemani (Boeseman's rainbowfish)
Lineage: Eukaryota; Metazoa; Chordata; Actinopteri; Atheriniformes; Melanotaeniidae
Product: zgc:171566
Exons: 9
Coding region: 416-1375 (319 amino acids)
Biological process (GO): tetrahydrofolylpolyglutamate metabolic process
Cellular component (GO): vacuole
Molecular function (GO): gamma-glutamyl-peptidase activity
Source: RefSeq, a predicted model, not a curated record
UUCAGCCACUUCCUACAGACAUAUUUGUCGGGGGGCUUAAUCCCUGCGUAAUGAUUCUAUAGGAACGCCCUCCACUGAGAGAAACCUGGAACAUUCCGUCUUUACCUGUGUAGACUAGACGGUAUCAAACACUGAUCGAGCUGCGUGUCGUCUGUCCACACAAGUAUUACACGUGACUGGUUUGAUGCUCCGGCUCAGACGUCUGGGUCAUCCUUCAGUCACUCAGCAUCAUCGCCCGGGAGGCAGCAUCUUUACUCUGGUCGCGUUUCUCCUGUAAUUUGUGCCUUUUUUCUGGACUUAACUUUUAAAGGCUUAACUGAGCAGCAGCAUUUAUUGUAACUGCACCAUUCUGAGCCGGUGAACGCAGCCGACACCCCACGUCCCCCAGCUGUCACAGUUCUGCGCGGAGUUUGGCAUGUGCCGGCCGACCGUAGCGGUGCUGGCGGUGCUGGCCGCCUGCAUCUGGAGCGGCCCCAGUCUGUGCGCGGCGGCGAGGAGCCAGCAGCUCAACACACGGCCGAUCAUCGGUGUGUUGGCACAAGAAAAUCUUCCAGGAGACCAGUUUGCUCAUGGCUCUUCUUACAUCGCCGCCUCUUAUGUCAAAUACAUGGAGAGUGCCGGAGCCAGGGUUGUACCCAUUCGAAUCAAUCGCACAGAAGAAGAAUAUGUUAAGAUCUUCCACUCAAUAAAUGGGUUGUUGCUGCCAGGAGGAGAUGUAGAUCUUCAGACAUCACAGUUCAGUCGAGCUGCCAAGAUCUUUUACAUCUUGGCUCUGAGGGCAAAUGAUGCUGGAGACUACUUCCCUAUUUGGGGAACUUGCCAAGGCUUCCAGCAGUUAACUGUCUUCACAGCCAACAAAAAUCUGCUUACUCUCACUGACACCAAGGCUGUGGCUCUGCCUCUCACACUCACACCAGCUGCACAGUCCAGCCGUUUGUUCCGGAGCUUUCCCAAAGAUCUGCUGCAAUCUCUGGCUGACGAAAACAUCACCUCCAAUUUCCACAGCUGGAGUCUUUCAAUUCAGAACUAUAGCCGAAAUGCCAAGCUGAGGAGGUUUUACAAAGUCCUGUCCACUAACAGUGAUGGAAAGAAAGAGUUCAUCUCCACCAUGGAAGCCUACAAAUACCCAUUUUAUGCCGUGCAGUGGCAUCCAGAAAAAAGCCCCUUUGAGUGGAUAGAUAAGCCGGGUAUGGUUCACUCCAUCAAUGCUGUAAGAGCCAGCUUCUACACUGCCAGCUUCUUUGUCUCUGAAGCCAUGAAGAACCAACACCGUUUCUCCAAUCCUCAUGAAGAAGAAACAGCUCUCAUUUACAACUUCCUGCCCAUCUACAGAGGCAGCGACGCCGUCUUUGUGCAGAAUUAUUACUUUGAUUGAUGAACACUGCUGAAGAUUAAGUACACCCACCUCAGUCUGGUCAGGCGUGAUCCAAAACCAAACCUAGUGGAGUUGUUACCUUCAGCAGAUGAGACAUAAGGGAAUGCAGAAGUGCAAAACAAAAUGUUUUAUGGAUAAUAGAAUACAAAAAAGUAAAGUAUAGGAGAGAAAAAAUUAAACAAAAGAACAACAAAUGGAUACAGUGCCAAGAUGUAUAGAUGGAAAUUAAAUUUAGAUUUAGUUGAAAGUAUUUGCAUAACACAUUAACUCCAGCUUUACUUUUAAAUGCACAAAGCAGAAUAAAAUUAGAUUGCAGAUUUUUGGCCCUCUGAAGCAGUGGUUCCCAACCUGGGGUCCAGGACCCCCAAGGGAGUCCCCCAAAGAGCACAGGGUGUCCCUGAAGCUUUAAACAUUGAGAACUAUUGUGAAUAAUGUCCACACGUUAUCCCUAUUUUAAGAAAAAAAGGUUAGGCUAUAUGUUCUUAAUUUAACUUUGGCUUUAUUAAAGGACAGAACUCAGCUGGAUUACAUUAAUUGUGGUGAGAAACUGACUCACGAAAGCAUAAAACCAAGCAUGGUUUCAGCACAGAGUGGGACAGGGGUCCAUGGCUUACCAUUUUACCAUUAUCCAUGGCUGUAUUUGCAUGAAUGGGGUCCUUAAGGAAAAUAGGUUGGAAACCACUGAUCUAAAGAAUACGUUUGUUAAUGCUAAUGCUAUUAGUUUUUAGACACUUAACACAAUCAGUCAGAUUUGAGUGUAAUUCUCUGUCACCAACUCCCUCUUCCAUUAAAGGCAAAAUAAGUAGCAUUGAUACCUGGUGUUUUAAAUCAGAACUGCAGUCGAAAGAGAAAAACACAGAGAGCAUUCUCCACUCUUUAAACAUUUUUUUUUUUUUCAAAAUUUCACUUAUUUUGAAUUUAAUUCCUGCAGCAUGUUCCAGAAAAGCUGAGUCAUGUUACCACCUUUCUUUAUCUCAUUAAGCAUUUAGGAACUGAGGAGACUGAUUAUUGAAGCUUUGUAGGUGGAAUUCUUUCUCAUUCUCACUUACUUGCUUAACACUCCAGGUCAUUCAUUGUCUUAUUUUGCAUUUUAUAAUGUGCCAGAUGUUUUCACUGGGAGAUAGAUCUGUACUGCAAGCAGACCAGUCUAGUACCAAUACUCUUUUACUACGAAGCCAUACUCUCGUAACAUACAGAAUGUGUCUUGGCUUAGACUUGCUGAAAUAAGCAAGGGUAUCCCUGAAAAACAUGUUGCUUGGAAAGCAGCAUAUGUUGCUGCAAAACCUGCAUGAACCUCUCAGCAUUAAUAAAACAUUUACAGAUGUGCAUAUUACUCAUGUCAUGGACACUAACUCAACCCUAUACCAUCACAGAUGCCCUGAUAACAAACGUAUUGGUCCUUUAAUGACCAUUCCUUAAACUGUUGGACUAUUCCUUAGCUUUCCCAGUUCUAUUAGUUUACCAGUUUCAACAUCAAAUAUUGUGUCGUCGUUGUGUAUUUUGGUGAAUAUAGAUGAAAAAGGAUCUGUCAAUUAUUGUAUUUUUUUUAUGUUUGACACUGCAUCCCAACUUGACUGUAAUUAGAAUUUGUACUAAAGUGACAUUUCAGUUCAUUUGUUAAAGUUUGGUUAAACCCAAAAUGCGCCCAGCAGUUUCCUGUGAGAGAUGCCAUUUAUCUUUGAUUUUCUUAACUAACUAGAGACUUAAAACUAAGUCUGCUUUGCUUUUUGUUCCAUUAUGCAAUAACUUACCCUGUACAGAUGGUACUUCUAAAAACUGUUCUUAAUUACAAGCUUUUAUUAUAGACAAUCAGAGAAUUUUCAAAACUGCCUGUUGCUUCAUUUGGGAUGGAUUGCAAGUUCCUUAAACCAGCGGUUUCCAACCUGGGGUCCCUGACCCACAAAGGGGUUUGCAAAGAACACAGCGUCCAUGAGGUUUUACUGUACAGAGCCUGUGUGAUUGUUAACGCUGAGACAAGUCGAGGUGUUUUUUUAUUUGGAUGUUUCGUCCACAUGGAAUCUGUGUUUUGGGAGCCCAUAAACACAAACAUUAGAAACCAGGUUCCAAAGUGAAUAAAUCAACAGUAAAAUCUGCUGGACAGCAACAUUUUAAAACAUAUAUUCUUAGUCAAAAAUAAAAAAAACUACUUAGCAGGCCACACAUCCAAGUAAUUUUCAUCCAUGUUUUGUGUGGUUUAGUGGGAUCAGUAAGCUAAUGGAGCAACAGUAAUGGAGAUGUUCAUGUCUGUCCUGAUAACCUUAAUUUCUUUUGCAACAUUUUAUUAAUGAAACAUGUCAGAGAACUACAGUACAGAUGACAAGUCUCAAUUAGAACAAACAAACAAACAAACAAACAAAAAAAAAAAACAUUAGUUAGGCUAUAUAAUGAUAGUUGCCUUUACUUUUACCAAAGGGCAGGAAAUGACUCGGCUAUAAUGCAUGGUGAGAUAGAUAAUGAAAGCAUAAAGGUGGACAUGGUUUUAGCAUGGGGCUGGUGGGGGUCCAUGGCUUUUUGGUAGUUGCAUGAAGAGAUUGUCAAAGAAAAUAGGUUGGGAACCACUGCCUUAAAUCACGUGUAUGUCCCUUUGAAACAGAUGCUAAGGUUAUAAAGUGAGCUAAAGGUCUAAAUGGGGCAAACUAUAGAGCAUAUGAAAGAAGAGGAAGCCUGAUGGAAACACAGCAUAGACUUACCAGAAUUAAUACAAUUAUUAAUUAUUUAGCAGUAAAAUAAUACUGCGAAUAACUGAGAACAAAUGAUUGUAACAUUCCUUCUGUGACAAUGGAGCCAACUGUGUGUCUAUUUUACUUGAUUUAAUAGCACUGAUUUACAGAGAAGAUUAAUGUCAUAUUUUAAAAAAGAAAUUCCAUCUUAGUUUAAAAUUGUGUAAUCAUUUUCAGUUAGCGUUUUUGUUCCAAAAUAGACCAAUAACUGCUGAAGCUCCACAGAUGAAUCAUCUGUACUUGAUUGUAUUUUUGUGUCUUUGUGCUCAUGCAAGUGUUUUAUUUCUCUAUAGGAAGUGGAAUAUAUUGCAUAUCAUUCUGUUAGAGUGUUACAUCAAGUUAAGGUUUAUUAGGAACAUGAAAUCCACUUUGAACAAAAGGGAAAAGACACUUGAGGAUGUUGCAGGAAUGAGCUUGUUUCCUGAAUGGAAUCAGUACUUUUCGAAAAAAAAAGUGGAUCAGUUUAUGUUGGUCUGUCUUUAAAAUUAGCUUCUUUCAUGCUUUUCUUCAGUAGCAACCAUUCUGAGACUAGUAUGCCAAAUGAAAAAGGCCUUUUUGGUUUUAGCAAAUUUCUCAGGCAAUUUUUCUAUCAUGCAUUCUGCACUUUCAAACACUACAGGUUUUGUGGCAACAAAAGGCCAACAGAGUCCAGAGAAAGUUUAUCUAAAAUAAACUUAUUUUCCCUGCUGGGAACACCUUAGAACGCCUCAUGACUUGCCCAGGGGGAGCUUGAACAAGUAGCCAAGGAGAGGGGAGUCUGAACUUCUCUGUUUAGGCUACUGCCCCCACAAACCAAUCACGAAUAAGUGGUGAAAAAAUUGAUAGAUGGAUGGAUGAACACAUUUAUUCAUAACUUUUCAGUUUCUCUUUUGUUCAUGGUUAACAAUAAUAACAAUAAUCUGUCAUUGCCUAAAACCUGCUUUAUAACAUUCUACAUUUAUUGUGUAGUAGUAUCUGUCCACCCAGUGGCUUUGUAAACACACACCAAAUGCACAUUUGACUGUAAAAGAUGUUGUAUUGUACAACUUUGGGUCCUGCAGAUAAUAAACUUGGUCAGGUCAA